GUGUGUAAUGUGAUGUGCUGUGAUGAAUGUGUGGGUUUGUGUAGGUGGUAGACCAGGAGCUGAUGUCAGAUUUCUUCCUCUGUCAUUCCUAACCUUAUUAUUUCUAAGACUGGAUUUCUCAAUGAUUCUGGAACUUUGCAUUUCAGCUAUGCAGCUGGCAAGUAAGCAAGCUUCCAGGAUCUGCCUUUUUCUGUUCCCAACUCUUAGCCCUGCAGUUACAGAGGCAUGCAUGCUGCUGAGUCCAGAUGUGUGGAUACUGGUUAUGUUGGAGUUCAAGUACUUGUUAUAUGUAACCGGAAGUGAAGAUUGUUCAAUGCCUUGCUGAGAAAGAAAAGCUCAGUCCUCCAAACGACAACGAAACAAAACAAAGCAAGAUACAAUAAGACAAGGCAAAAUCCCUCAGACUGAAGCUGGACAGGGAAAAACCCAAGAGGAGGCAAGAAGUCUCGAGAGCAGGCAAAGGAGUCCCACGAAACAGCCAGGAGGAAAUAUACCAAUUUGUCACAUUCCUCAGAGGAAAGCAAGAAACCUUGGUUCAAACUUCGGCUGAAUCACAACCAUUUGGCGCUGAGCUAUGACAAGAGAGCAAACAAAAAGUUAAAGGAGCAGCCCGGCCAUAAGUGAAGAGAGAAGUUUAUUGAUAACAUGCUCUUACGAAGCUCUGGAAAGUUAAAUGUGGGCACCAAGAAAGAGGAUGGUGAGAGUACAGCCCCCACCCCUCGGCCCAAGAUCCUGCGUUGUAAGUGCCACCACCACUGUCCCGAAGACUCAGUCAACGAUAUCUGCAGCACAGAUGGAUACUGCUUCACGAUGAUAGAAGAAGACGACUCUGGAACGCCUGUUGUCACCUCUGGAUGUCUAGGACUAGAAGGGUCAGAUUUUCAAUGUCGCGACACUCCCAUUCCUCAUCAAAGAAGAUCAAUUGAAUGCUGCACAGAAAGGAACGAGUGUAACAGAGAUCUCCACCCCACUCUGCCUCCCCUCAGGGACAGAGAUUUUGUUGAUGGACCCAUACACCACAAGGCCUUACUUAUAUCUGUGACUGUCUGUAGUUUACUCUUGGUCCUCAUUAUUUUAUUCUGUUACUUCAGGUAUAAAAGACAAGAAGCCCGACCUCGGUACAGCAUUGGGCUGGAGCAGGAUGAGACAUACAUUCCUCCUGGAGAGUCCCUGAGAGACUUGAUUGAGCAAUCUCAGAGCUCUGGAAGUGGAUCAGGCCUCCCUCUGCUGGUCCAAAGGACCAUAGCUAAGCAAAUUCAGAUGGUGAAGCAGAUUGGAAAAGGCCGCUAUGGCGAAGUGUGGAUGGGAAAGUGGCGUGGAGAGAAGGUAGCCGUGAAAGUGUUCUUCACCACAGAGGAAGCCAGCUGGUUCCGAGAGACAGAGAUCUAUCAGACAGUCUUGAUGAGGCACGAGAACAUCCUGGGGUUCAUUGCUGCAGAUAUAAAAGGGACUGGGUCGUGGACUCAGUUAUAUCUCAUCACAGACUAUCAUGAAAGUGGUUCUCUCUAUGACUACCUGAAAUCCACCACCCUAGAUGCAAAGGCCAUGCUGAAGCUAGCCUACUCGUCUGUCAGUGGCCUGUGCCAUUUACACACAGAAAUCUUCAGCACUCAAGGCAAACCAGCCAUUGCCCAUCGAGACUUGAAAAGUAAAAACAUCCUGGUGAAGAAAAAUGGAACUUGCUGCAUAGCAGAUCUGGGCCUGGCUGUCAAGUUCAUUAGUGACACAAAUGAGGUUGACAUCCCACCUAACACCCGGGUUGGCACCAAGCGCUAUAUGCCUCCAGAAGUGCUGGACGAGGGUUUGAAUAGAAACCAUUUCCAGUCCUACAUUAUGGCCGACAUGUACAGCUUUGGACUCAUCCUCUGGGAGAUUGCAAGGAGAUGUGUUUCUGGAGGUAUAGUAGAAGAAUACCAGCUUCCCUAUCAUGACCUGGUGCCCAGUGACCCUUCUUAUGAGGACAUGAGAGAAAUUGUGUGCAUGAAGAAGUUACGACCUUCAUUCCCCAAUCGAUGGAGCAGCGACGAGUGUCUCAGGCAGAUGGGGAAGCUUAUGACAGAGUGCUGGGCACAUAAUCCUGCCUCCAGGCUGACGGCGCUGAGAGUUAAGAAAACACUUGCCAAAAUGUCAGAGUCCCAGGACAUUAAACUCUGACGUCAGAUACUUGUGGACAGAGCAAGAAUUUCACAGAAGCAUCCUUAGCCCAAGCCUUGAACGUUUAGCCUACUGCCCAGUGAGUUCAGACUUUCCUCUGGGAGAGCACACUGGACAGACAUAGAAGAACCCAGAAACACAGAUUCAUCGUGGCUUUCUGAGGGGGGCAAACUGUUUGGGUAACUUGUUCAAGAUACGAUGUAUGUUGCUUUCUAAGAAAGCCCUGUAUUUUGAAGUACCAUUUUUUUUUUUAAAAAGAAAGAUACUUUAAUUUUUACCAAAAUAAAACAAAUAUUGUAGAUGUUUUAAGGUUUAUACAGCUAUAGUUUAAAUACUAACAAAAUUUCUUCCUAGAAAUGUUCCUGGAAGUCAAAGUGUUCUUCCAUUGGCAAAAUACUCUCAAACAGAACAGCCUGAGAACAUAAAUUAGAAUUCAACGUACUUGCUUCCCUGCCCUAGACACCUCAGAGUGUUUGGGUCAGCCCUCCUCUGGGCUGCCAGUGCAGUGUGAAUGCACACCCAUACAAGUCCCACCUGCCUGGGACCACAAGUUGGAGUCCUCAUGCACCUUCAGCCAGAGUAGAGCAAAUGAAGGGUUUAUGUCACUAAUGGGAUUAUGUGUUGGUGGGUUCUUCAGAGCCACUCCUGCUUCUGGGUAUGUUAGGCAGCUCUUCAAGGCAAUGCCUCCCCCGCUUUCACUAAACACCAGCAAAGCUUUCUCAUGAGCAGAGACUCGACAUGUGCCUGCUUUUGUUCUCAUAAAUCAGAAGAUCAAUAUUAAAUAAAAGUGUCACGAGUGUGGUAGAGAGAGACUUUAAAAUGGAAGUGAUUUGGGCUAGUGUUAUAUAGAAGACACCAGUGAGGCAGAGCAGAGGCUGAAGGGGCAGCAGGGAGAUGGCUUAUUCCUUCUCUGUGCAUAAGAACCCAUCACAGUAGCACAGGAGAGAAGUGUACACGUCACAGUUUGUAUAGAUAUGUAUAGCUUUAUGUUGUGUUUUCUAAAUCUCUAACUUCAGAGACAGAGAGGAAGCAUCUGAUCUGUGGGGUCAAUGUCCUUAAACUUUUAAUUUAAAAAUAAGCACAGGAAAGUUGAUGAGGUCAUCAAACAUCAUGACUGCUGUGAUUUCUUCUAGAAUAGAUAUAUGGAUCUGGUAUGGACCUCUUACCUGGCCAUUUCACAUCCUAGGUACGACUCAUUUAUUCUCAUGUGUAUUUCACUACUAAUUUAUUCUGUGUCUCUAGUAUACAUGUGCACAAAACAUCUUGUGAUUCAGUCCUGUGAGGUCUUAACUCUUGACUAUCUGUGCAAAAUACCGUUAUUCCUUAGAAACAGGACUGCAAUAAAGUGUAAAAUGGCACACGGCCCUCUCAACUUUCUUCACGUAGUUCUUCACUGUGUUUCUUUCAUAAUGAUUAGAAAUUGCCGACUGGUUAUUAAGAAAGGUCAAAGUACUUCCUUUGCCUUAGAAAAUGACAUUCCUUCUAGAAUCCUCCAGGGGGCAGUGUUUUUCUAUGCAUCUCACGGCUGGGCGCUUGAACGAUGGAGACCUUAGGAAAUAUUGACAGCUGCAUGAGAAAUGAGGAAAUGUUUUACCCUUUUUCUGGAGUAGAUGUUCAGCUGGUGGGCUGUUCAUCUGGAAAAAAAUCCUGGAGCUCAGUGCCUUUGAGCUGUAUGUGGAGUUUAGGAGAACUGUAAAGAGAAGCACCCCUCCGCUUUCUAAUUCACUGCAUGGUACAGCAGGGCCACACUUUAGUGUCCGCUAAGAUAGAUUUUCUCAGUUCUUGAAUUUGAAAAGAUAAAAACAACUGGUUGUUAAUUUAACGGUCAUCACAUUUUGCUCUUACUGAAGCCAAUGCAAGCUAAGCCACUGAAGAGUCCUUUUUCUGUUAAAUUAUAUUUGCUACAGUUUUUCCAUAUAUUUCUACCUAAGUGUGGCAGUAAUCUGAGCCUGGGAGAACAACCUUAUUGCCUCUUAGACAGAUCCAUCUGAAAACACCUAUCUAAGCAUUUUGCCAGUUAAAAGUGGGUAUGCUUUGAUUUUUAUUUUCUGGGUUUUUCUUAGGUUUAAGUGAGGUUGUGGGGACCUCUUAGGUCAAACUGUAUUCUCUCUCUCUCUCUCUCUCUUUUUUUUCUUCGAGGCAGGGUUUCUCUGUGUAGCUCUGGCUGUCCUGGAGUUCACUCUGUAGACCAGGCUGGCCUCGAACUCAGAAAUCUGCCUGCUUCUGCCUCCCAAGGGCUGGGAUUAAAGGCGUGCGCCACCACUGCCCGGCCAAACUGUAUUCUUUUAUUGGUAGAUUUUAAAAUGUGGGCAACUUUAAAUCAGAAUGUUUUGUGAUGAAGCUGUUGAAGAUGUAAAGUGUUCUAGAUUUCUAGGGUUCCUGUGAAAAACGGGGAGAAAUUUAAAUGUCGAAAUUUCAUCUAUAUGGUUCUUUUUAUUGCUUUGGGGAAAAAAAAGACGCUUAUUUGCUAAUUAUCAACCUUAUUUAUUCAGUAUGAAAAUCUUGAAAUUAUUGAGAUCCUUUAAAAGAUACACUCAGUUAUUAUGAAUUUUCAAUAAGAAUUUAUAAUUUAUUUAUGAAUAUAAUUUCUGUCUUAUGAAAACCUAAUUGAUACAACCAAGUUGUUGUUAAGGACUACCUGUUGACUUCCUGGUAAUCCAUGAUAAUCUUUAAACUUCUAGCAUCUCAGAAAAUACAUUUAUUUUAUUUUUUGCUUUAACUUCCUGCAAAUUAAUAAUAUAAUUGACUGCUGCUUACUCUCAGGACUCUUUCAAAGAGCAAGAUUUUCUUCUAAGUCCUCUACCCUGAAGGAAUCCUAAAUUAUUAAUUGUUAGAUAUGCUUUGUAUGUCCAAGUUUAUGGUUGAUGUGCAUGUGUAUAUAUUAUAUAAAUAUAGAUGUAUAUGUAAAUAUGUUCAUUCUGGAGUCUGGCACAACUCUAGUAUAUGGAUUAGAAAGUAAAAUAUGAUGGAUGAUAAAGUCCUAGAUGAAACAUAAUAUUUAUUUAUGGGAGCAUGUACAUUGUGAACUCACAAAUGAAGAGCAGUAAACAGUGUGUAUGACUCAGACAGUGCACCCUGACGUCACUACUGCCCGAUCUUUAUAUUCCCCCAACAGAAAGCUUCUUAGGGGGCAUGCUGAUAUUUUACUUCCAGGGAAUUUGUUGGCAUAUUUCACUUGGUAUGUGAUCCAGGCUUACAAGUACCUAAUAAUGACCAGCUUUCAUGUUCCUCAGGCCAAUCAUGUUCAUCAGGAGCAUUCUGUUUUCUGUCUGUACUCAUACUUCUUGGUUUGUGGAUAGAAAGGCAGCAAGAAUACUUUUUUUUUUUUAUAAACUUGAACAUGUUUUGGUGGUUACACCAUCUCAGAAUACCCCAUUCCCAUAAAGAGCUGAAAGGAAUGGGGCUGCAUCAAAAAUGAUACAAUUUAACAGAUAGAACUAAUUGUUACAGAAACUAAUGCCAUAGAUUUUAAGAGAAAAAAAUGGUAAUAUUUGGGGGGGGGAGCUUUUCUGUCUGUUUCGAAACAAAACUCAUUUGUGUUCUUUCGGGGAACCAGUGCCUUAUGGAAUUUGUAUAUACUGUAAUUAUUCAGGGUUAGGGAACAAGCAGUUGUAUUUGUUACAAAUUGUGUAUGACUUGUUUUCUUAUUUCCCUCAAUAAACCGGUGUCUUUCUCCCCAUAAAAAA
Molecule: messenger RNA, 5840 nt
Organism: Mastomys coucha (southern multimammate mouse)
Lineage: Eukaryota; Metazoa; Chordata; Mammalia; Rodentia; Muridae
Gene: Bmpr1b
Product: bone morphogenetic protein receptor type 1B
Exons: 15
Coding region: 646-2154 (502 amino acids)
Biological process (GO): protein phosphorylation; cellular response to growth factor stimulus; BMP signaling pathway
Cellular component (GO): plasma membrane; signaling receptor complex
Molecular function (GO): SMAD binding; ATP binding; transforming growth factor beta receptor activity, type I
Source: RefSeq, a predicted model, not a curated record